UGCAUCAGGUGUGGGCUCUGCAGCAACAAGACAUUUGCAUACCUUUGAUAUGUUUGCCCUGCUCUGAAGUGCAGCAAGGAGAAAGAGGCCCUUGGGCACCGAUUGAGAGGGAUUCAUGUUCUGCUUGGCAAUCAUUAAUUGUCCCACUAAAUGAUGCAAGACGAUGGCAGCACAAUUAUGACAACUAAAUCCUGCCAGGACUGGUGCUAACAGGUUCUGUAUGGAAAAAGGGUGUGUUAUUUGGGGUUUCAUUUUGUAUAGCAUAUUGGAAUGAAGUUCCUUUGGGAAGGCCAUGGAUCCUUGAGUAUGAGGCUCUAGGCUCAUCCCAUGUCAGAGCAGGAAUUCAGAGUGCAGGUGUAUCUCAAGAAUCCCUAAAAGUUAAAGGUUUUCUUGCCUUGCCAGCAUGAAGCAAAUAGCUUUUUGGAAUACUUUGGAAUAUACUUGCCGGCUGCUGGGGAUCUCCACUGGAGCAGUGCUCAUUGGUGUGGGCACAGACACAUUGCUGCAGGGGCAGUUCAAGAGCCUGGCUAUAUACCUGCUUAUUUCAGGGACGGCUGUGUUUGUGUGUGAAGUCACAUACUUUGCCAGUCUGCUCUUGGCCACCUGCACCACCCCCAAGAUGGCAACCAUGAUGCAGACUUGUUGGAAGCAAGCCAGACAUCGGGGGGCCUUCCAGAAGUUCCUGGCAUAUGUGCUGCUCUCAGUAGCCUGCUUCCUUCACCCUGUAAUUGUAUGGCAUGUCACUAUCCCAGGCACGAUGCUGGUGCUCACUGGUUUUGCCUAUUUCCUGCUCAGCAAGCAACAGAAAGAAACUAAAGCACUUGGACAAGACCAAUACAGUGAUUGCCAAAGUGCAGCUGUGAUGGGUGCAGGUGACACUCGGCAAACAUACAGGGGAGCACCCAGAGGGCAACACAACUCCAUUCUGGGAUAUCUGAGGAGCUUCUUUAAAAGCUGCAGGAAAGAGGAUGCUCAUAGGGCCUCUUCUAGCAUACUGCCUACAAGGAGGCAGGUGCACUUUGAAGAGAAGGCAGUGAAUAUUAUCCCCUCUUUCAAAGAAAACCCAGAAGAGCAUGAGAGCUUGGCUGAGGAAAGCGCAUCUGACACGUCUCCCAUCCUUGUGCCCCAGCUGUGACAGCCUGCAGCAGAGAGAGCAACAGCAAGAAUAGGCUCUUCCUGCAGGAUUAGAUGUGUUUCUCUGUGAUUCCAGUGUUCCAGAGACAGGUGGAUGCAACUUAUAGAAUAAACCUUCCAGCUUUGGUUUGGGCCAAUGAUGGCAGCCAAGAAUUUCCAUUGGUUGCAGCUGGUGGACAGGGAUGAAUUUCCCAGAGCAUACCUAUCCUGUUCUCUGGAGGUCCACGUUUCACCAUCUUGACUGAAGCGAUUCAACUGAUUUUUCUUCCUCCUGGUUGUCAGCUCUUCAGUUCCUAUGAUAAUAAUUAACAGUUCUUUUUUUUUAUCAUUAAUUUUUAUUCAAAUUUUCAAAGACGAAAAAACAAAACAAAACAAAAACAAUUAAACAAUAAAAUAAAA
Rhineura floridana is the source of this 1533-nucleotide messenger RNA. It is a transcript of the gene TMEM72, whose product is annotated as transmembrane protein 72. Lineage: Eukaryota; Metazoa; Chordata; Lepidosauria; Squamata; Rhineuridae. The transcript has 5 exons. The coding region runs from base 404 to 1135 and encodes 243 amino acids. The record is from RefSeq and is a predicted model, not a curated record.